Molecule: messenger RNA, 627 nt
Organism: Zingiber officinale
Lineage: Eukaryota; Viridiplantae; Streptophyta; Magnoliopsida; Zingiberales; Zingiberaceae
Exons: 1
Coding region: 38-412 (124 amino acids)
Source: RefSeq, a predicted model, not a curated record
GCGAGCCGCCCUCCAUCCACCAUUGAAUAGAUCAGCCAUGGCGACGGCGAGCACCGACUUAUUCGUGGGCCUCGGUGAGGGCGAGGGCGAGGGCGAGGGCGAGGGCGACGGCGCGGGGUUGGUGAUGCUCACCGGGGAGAACACGGGCGCGGUGACGAAGGCCGACAGCCGACUACUGCAGCAGCUGGCGGUGGAUACGCAGGGCGAGAUGCGGGCCGAUGAGGCCUCGCUAAGCGCGUUCGCCAACAGCAACUACCAGGCCGUGAACAACUCGGUGGUCGUAGGCGGGCGCUGCGCCGUGGAGGACCCCGGCGUCCACAUCGAGAUACUGGAGAACGACGACGAGGAGGAUGACGGAGGAUCAGAUGUAGACGAAGAGACUGCGAGCAAGGAAGACGAAUCAUCGAACUGAGAGGCUGAAUUUUCUUAAGCUCGCGAUGCUCCACAAUGGAGAAAUCAUUGCCGCUAGCUACUCGUUAUCAUUUUCAUGCUUAAUUCCUUCUCUCUGGUCAAGUGAUGAACAAUUCAACCUAGCAAUAUAAUAAUGUUACUCGUGUCAAGAAAACGACCAAAAUUUCGAUGGAAUUCAAAGUAUUGACUAUAUAAACUUUUAAAAAAAUUAAAACU